AGUGCAGAGAUGCUGGUCCGACUGCAGCGGCACGAUCAGUCGUGGAUCUGGCUGUACGUCCGUGCGACUCUGGACCGAGCCAGAGACGUGAUCGUCUGCACAAACCUCGCCGUCAGUGAAGCGGAGGCCGUCUAUCUCCGAGACAAACUGUACAGCGCUGCGCAGACGUCUCAGCCGGCUUGUGUCCCGAGAGACUGCGAUCAGCUCCGGAGGAGCUCAGAGACCAGCGCUGACUCGCUGCCGCUCUUCUUCUGCACCCCGCCCUACAGCCCCAAUUCCUCCCACUGCUCCUCUGACUUCCUGUCCGAGGGGUCCGGCGCACUCUGUCCACCUCAGCCGUCCUCUGACCCGAUCUCUGACCUGUUCUCUCCUGCGCUCUGUCCGGCUGACGCUCACCUGGUCCCGGUGUACGGCACCUGCGAGGCUCUGGAGGACUUCGGUGUGUUUGUGACGCCGGAGCCCUCGCCCCCUGCUGAGGGGCCCUUGCUGUACAGCGAGACGGAGCAGGCGGAGAUCGGGACGCUGGCCCGGCAGAUCUGCUCUCUGGCCAGCAGCUUCGAUGCUUACAGCAGGACAGGGCCCGAUCCGGCCCCUGGGGCCCUCUGCUGGCCAGAGCCGCUGCUGGAGCCCGUCAUCCACUGCAUUCUCACAGACUGGGGCCGCUCCCACGCUUUGACCACCAGCCCACGAGCUCAAGGCCCUGACCCACGCUAG
Messenger RNA from Sinocyclocheilus grahami, 714 nucleotides. RefSeq lists its product as uncharacterized. The record is from RefSeq and is a predicted model, not a curated record. The transcript has 2 exons. Lineage: Eukaryota; Metazoa; Chordata; Actinopteri; Cypriniformes; Cyprinidae. The coding region runs from base 10 to 714 and encodes 234 amino acids.